Molecule: messenger RNA, 2072 nt
Organism: Punica granatum (pomegranate)
Lineage: Eukaryota; Viridiplantae; Streptophyta; Magnoliopsida; Myrtales; Lythraceae
Source: RefSeq, a predicted model, not a curated record
CCGAGCUGAGGUCCGAAAUUAUGCGGUUCAGUGUCCAUUGCUUGCUCUCUCUCUCGCUCGCUCGCUCACUCUUCCAGUGGAAUGAAGCAGCAGCUCAAGUUCAUGCAUAUAAUAAAGGGUUUCUGACCAACUGAUCUCUUCUUUCUCUUCUAGUCUAGUAGUAAUAGUAAAACGACCGACGAUGACAAUGGAAGUAGCCGAGAGUGAUACUGAUAAAAGGCAGCUGCACUCAAAGCGGAAGAGGGGCGACGACGGCGACAUCGAUCUCUCUCUCCUGGAAGCCGUAGAGAGAUCCCACAACACCGUGGAAGUGCUCGACCUCAAGACCCUUAAGAAGCUGGUCUUCUCCUUCGAGCGGCGCCUCAAGGAGAACAUCGAGGCUCGCCUCAAGUAUCCUGACCAGCCCGACCGUUUUGCGGACUCCGAGGUUGAGCUCCACGAGGAGAUUCAGAAGCUCAAAGUCUUAUCCGGAUCCCCCGAGCUCUACCCUGACCUGGUCUCUCUCAACGCCGUCCCCUCCAUCCUCGGCCUCCUCAGCCACGACAACACUGACAUCGCUAUCGACGUGGUCCAGCUCCUGCAGGACCUUACCGACGAGGAUGCGUUGGAGGACAAUGACGAGCCUGCGAGGGCCCUCGUCGAUGCCUUGGUUGAAAACAGUGUUCUUGAACUCCUCGUCCAGAACUUGCAGCGGCUGUCGGAGUCGGACUCGGACGAGAUGGCCGCAGUUUACAAUACCCUGGCGACCAUAGAGAAUCUGAUAGAGGUGAAGCCGACGGUCUCAGAGUUGGUCUGCGAGAGGACGAAGCUGUUGCGUUGGUUGCUCGCAAAGAUUAGGGCAAAGGAGUUCGACAGCAACAAGCAGUACGCCUCGGAGAUCCUUGCGAUUCUGUUGCAGAAUAGCACGGCCAAUCAGAAGAAGCUAGGGCAAAUGAACGGCGUGGACGUGGUGCUGCAGGCCGUGGCCCUGUACAAAUCCAAGGACCCCAAGACAUCAGAUGAGGAGGAGAUGUUGGAGAAUCUGUUCGACUGCCUGUGCUGCUUGCUGAUGCCUUUGGAGAACAAGGAGAGGUUUGUCAAAGCUGAAGGGGUGGAGUUGAUGAUUAUCAUUAUGAAGCAGAAGAAAUCUGCCUACGGUUCUGCUGUUAGGGCUCUUGAUUUCGCCAUGACCAAGUACCCACCAGCAUGCGAGAGGUUCGUGGAUGUGCUGGGACUGAAGACUGCGUUUGCUGCUUUCAUGGGUAAGAUUCCAUUGAACAAGAGGAACAAGAGAGAAAGGUAUCAAGAGGAAUUAGAGGAGCGCAUUGUCUCAUUGGUUGCAUCAUUAUUUGAUGGAAUUUCAAGAGGUUCUAGAAGGGAAAGACUAUUGAGCAAGUUUGUAGAAAAUGAAUGUGAAAAGAUAGACCGGCUGAUGGAACUUUAUGUAAGAUACUCGGAUAGAGUUAAGGCAGAGACUGAAAGGUUAAACCAGCUUAAAUUUGAAGAGUUGGAGAUGGAUGAGGAUGAAAUCUACAGCCGUAGACUUGAGUCUGGGCUAUACACUCUCCAGUUGAUUGCUAUUAUUCUUGGCCACCUCUGGUGCUCGGAGCACCCAGGGAUGAGAGCCAGAAUUGAGAACCUACUCAAGCUGCAGAAACUUACCAAGAAAGAUGUCAUAGACAUCCUUCAGGAGUAUCAUGACAACAUUGGUGAUUUGGAUGGUCCAGAUGAGAAAGAACGAGCACAGGGAAGGAUUCAGAAGUUCAUCUCAGCUCUCUGACUGUUGAUGUAUGGUUUCUUGAUGGCCCGUGAUCUAUAUAAUUGGUGGUUGGUCGAUGGUUAAGUACAUUUUCUUUGGUUGGAGCUAUCAAUUUGGGCUGUCUUACGGGACAAGUCUCUCAAGGUUGUUUGGAGAUUGAGCAUUGAUGUUUGCAGCAUGCUAGAAUUGUAUGUUUCUUGUAUUGGGCCUUUGAGUCUGUUGCGGUGAUACUUGGAGAUAGGAUAGGGUGAGAAUUAUAAAAAUAAAGUUCUGAUCUGAAUUCUCACGCCUCCAUGUUAUAAAAAAUAUAAGAGGGGGUUCUCUUUUGAUGUCA